Molecule: messenger RNA, 4923 nt
Organism: Naegleria fowleri
Lineage: Eukaryota; Heterolobosea; Eutetramitea; Acrasida; Naegleriidae
Exons: 3
Coding region: 1-4923 (1640 amino acids)
Biological process (GO): double-strand break repair involved in meiotic recombination; nucleotide-excision repair
Cellular component (GO): nucleus
Molecular function (GO): DNA binding; DNA helicase activity; hydrolase activity, acting on acid anhydrides, in phosphorus-containing anhydrides
Source: RefSeq, a predicted model, not a curated record
AUGAACAAUCAAAACAAACCAAAGAAAACAUUCAUGUAUACACCUUCCAUUCAAUUAUCUUCGGAUGAUGAAGAUGAUGAAUUUUAUCACCAAAUUGUACAAUCAUCAAAGAGACCACCACCACCACCACCACCACCACCAUUGAAUCGUGAUCGUGACAACAAGCCUUGUAAUGAUGACGAUCGUCAAAAUCAUCAUUCUUUGAAACUCUAUUCGAUCAUCAAUUCCGAUGAUGAUGAGCAAGAUUCUUGUCGUCAUUUUGAUGAAAAUCCAUCAUCAUCCAAUAAUAAUAAUAAUAGUACCAAACAAUUUGUUAAUGUUCCACUUUCGCAUGGUUUGAAUUGUUUAUUUCCAUUCAAUCCCUAUCCAUCACAAAUUGAAUUUAUGAAUCGAAUCAUAUACACGUUGUUGAAUCAUGAUGGUAGUGGUGAUGAUGAAAAGGGAAUGUCUCAUGCCAUUCUAGAGAGUCCAACCGGUACAGGUAAAACUUUGAGUUUAUUAUGUGCAACCUUAUGUUGGCAGCAACACCUUAAAGCCACAAUGAUCCAAAAAUGGAAAGAAAAACAUUCUCAUAUUUCACAUCAUGAAAACUCUUUGGAUGCAACAACAACACUAAGUAUACCAUCCUAUGGACAUCUCUCAUCCUCAUCAUUAUCAGAUCAAUCACAGAGAAUGGCCACUUUGAAUCAUUCAUUUCAGACUCAUACCAUGAAUGAUCACACAAGCAGCAGCAAUACGAUGAAUCUUGUCUUGUUUGAUUCUUCCUCAUCACCACUCAAGAAGAGAUCUGUCAUGACAUUGCAGAGUGGUUCUUCCUCUUCUGAAAAUGAACAAGCAGUAGUACUUGUAGAAGAUCAUGUCCUACUAGUAGGACUUCCAAAGAAACAAAAGCUCGAGUAUACAAUUCACAGCACCAAUGGCAAUAUCAAUACUUGUAAUAGUACUAUGAAUACCAAAACUGGUAAUGCCAAUACUACUAAUAUCAAUACUAAUACUAGUGGUAUCAAUAGCAAUAUCAAUACUAGUAAUAGCAAUACCACUCCUUCCUCAGACUUUCAUCAAAUUUCUAAAAUUUUACUUUAUUUACAAAAAGGAUUUAAUCACAAGGCAGAACGUGAAAUUCUAAAAUCCAAUCCAUUACCAAAAAUUAUCUAUUGUUGUAGAACUCAUUCACAAAUCAAACAGGUGGUUAAAGAACUUCGAAAGACAGCUUACACUCCUAAAAUGACCAUAUUAGGAAGUAAGCAACAAUAUUGUAUCAAUCCAAUGGUGAAUAAUAACACUCGAAUCAAUUCAACCAAUAACAAUAACAACACUCGUUCGACACGAGAUGUUCAAACGGAAUGUCAAAAAUUAAUUGAUGCUUCUAAUUGUUAUUAUUAUAAGAACUUGCAUGCACUUGUUAAGAGUUCUAAUUAUUCUCCACAUUCUAAACAUUUAAUUUAUGAUAUUGAAGAUUUAAUUAAGGAAGGAAAAAGAAUGAAAAGUUGUCCAUAUUUUGCAUCUAAAGAAUUUCUACUCGAUCCAGAAAUUGAAUUCAUUUUGUGUCCUUACAAUUACAUUCUAUCACCCAUCACAAGAGAGAUCAUGUCCAUCAAUGUUCAAAAUUGUGUGUGUAUUUUUGAUGAAGCUCACAACUUGGAAGAUGCAUGUCGAGAGGCUACUUCAUUGACUCUGAGUGACUAUGAACUUGAACAUGUGUGUCUCAAUGAAUUGAAUUCCAUUCUCACAACAACAACCACAACAUGGACAAAGUCUACGAGGGCUGGUAAUGGCACUACUACUACUACUAAUACUACUAAUACUAAUAAUACUAAUAAUACUACUACUACUCAUCAUGAUGAAAAACCUUUGAUUCAUGGAGGAGAAGAAGAACAUCAUUCUUCAAUGAACAGAAUUCAAUACAAGUAUCACAAAACACUUCAUGAUUUUAUUCUAAGAAUUUUAAAUUGGAUGAACACUCAACAAUUAACACCUCUUUCCAAUCAUGAGGGUGAUGAUGAUUCUAUUGAAGGUAAAAUUAUUAAGGAAAAACAUGGAAUCAUGAAUGAAUGGAUGGAACCUAUUUUUGGUCAUGUCUCGAUUCCAUAUCAUGAUCAUUUAAAACAAAUCAAACAUGCACUGUAUCAUGUAAAAUCAUCGAGUCCAAUCAAGAAACAAACCAAUGGAACGAUUCAUUUGACACUCUCUCAACGAUGUAUUAAUAUAUUGCACGAAUUGGUGACCAUCUUUGAUUUAAUGUUAAGAGAUGAUUACAAAUUCAUGCAAGAUUAUGCAAUUGUCUUGAUCAAGAAAGCUGUAAAUCAUUCCAUAAGAAGAGGUUCUACAAAUAUGGCAACUAGUAGUACUACUACUACGACUCUUCGUACCAAAACCACCACCACCACUCCAACAAAUCACUGCUCUCAUGCAACAACAAUUUCAUCACCAUUUUCUAUUGAAUUUCAAAUUAAUUUUUGGUGUCUUUCACCUCGGGUUGCCUUUGAAGAAUUGAAACUCUUCUCCAAAUGUACAGUAUUAGCAUCAGGUACUUUGAGUCCUCUUGAUACAUUUUCCUAUGAAUUGAAUACUCCAUUUACAACCAUCUAUGAGGCAGAACAUGUCAUUGAACAAGAUCAAGUAUGGGUUGGAACAUUGGGACAAUCGAAUGAAGUGAGUUUGAAUGCAAACUAUUCCAAUAGUUCUACACCACAGUAUCAAGAUGAAUUAGGAAGAAUUAUUUUAUCUAUUUGUCGUCAAGAAGAAGAGAAUUCCACAUUCAUGAAUGGCGGAGGAAUUCUUGUCUUUUUUCCUUCCUAUUCAUUCAUGCAGAAAAUUUUAAAGAGAUGGAAACAAAGCAAUACCACUGCUACCAAUACCACUGCUACGAAUACCACCACUGAAUCAUGCUCACAAAACUCCUGCUCACUUUUGAAACAAAUGGAACAAUACAAGGAUGUAUUCUUUGAAGAAAAGGGAGCCAAUAUUGAAGAGACCAUUCAAAAGUAUUAUGCAAGUGUUUCUGAAUAUAAGAAGAAGAAUACUAUCACUACUACUACUGCCACGAAUUCCACUACUACCAAUACUACUACCAAUACUACUACCAAUACUACUGGUAAGAAUAAUCAUCCUCCCAAAAAGAAUGGUGCUCUCUUUAUGGCUGUGUGUCGAGGCAAGGUAUCUGAAGGUAUUGAUUUUUCCAAUGACAAGUGUCGAAUGGUGAUCUGUAUUGGUAUUCCAUAUCCAAAUGUGAGGGAUUUAAAAGUGUCUCUCAAAAGAGAAUAUAACGAUCAAAAGCAGCAAAUGUAUUCUUCCACUAGUCAGAAUCAUACUGGUGGUAGUGGUAAUAAUGGUGGUCAGAGUGGUGGUGAUGGCUUGUAUAGUAUUGGUCAUAGUAGAAUAAGUAAUUACAAUAUGACAUCAGGUGAACAUUGGUAUACAAGUCAAGCCUUUAGAGCCUUAAAUCAAGCUGUUGGUCGAUGUAUUCGUCACAAGAAUGAUUAUGGAGCUAUUUUAUUGAUUGAUGAAAGAUUUCAAAAUAAGAAUAGUGCCAAGACUGUGAAUGCAUUCUCAAAGUGGAUUCGAACAAGACUUGUGAAUUAUCCAUCUCUUCAAAGUUCAUUGAAAUCUCUGAAUGAAUUUUUUAGAAAGUGGAAUCAUUAUGGAAAGAGUGAUCAUGAAAGUGGUGGUGGUCAGAGUGAUGGUCAGAGUGGUGGUUUGGGUACGAGUGGUGGUCAGAGUGGUAGUGGUGGUAGUGGUGAUGGUACAACAAGUAAGAUUUCAACAACUAGUGCUACCAGUGGUGGUAAGGAUAGUAGUGUUCUUGUUGUGUCUGGUGGUGGUAGUAGUACAAGUCAUCAUUGGGUAAAAGCAGCAGCACCACCAUUGUUGAAUGAUCGCCAUGGCAGUAGUGAUCAACGACUGUUGCUGCACCACAAAGAAGAAGAUGGUAUUGUUCAACAUCAACAACAUGACUUGUCUUGUGCUUCUUCUCAAACGAUCAAUAAGAAGAAGGGUUCUGAAAAUUUUAAUUCUUCAAGUGAAUCCUUAGAAAUGCUCAGUGAUGAUAGUUGUCAUGAUGAUGACAUUAAAAAACAGAGACUGACUGAUAGUGAUGAUGAUGAUGAAACCAUGUUACAAAUUCCAUUCACAACAGCCACAACUACUACCACUCUCAAAUCAUCAUUGAUGAAUACAUAUAUUCAAGAUGAUGCAACAACAAGUCAUCAUUCUAGGAUCAAUUCAACAACAAGUCAUCUUGAGAUUUGUUGUACUUCAUGUCAGAGUACACUACUCUUUUCCAAUCAAGGUCAAAGGAUUGCAUUACAACCAAAUUUAACUCUUCUAAAAAGUAUUCUCUCAUCCUUUGAGAAUGUAUUUCAUCAACAUGAAGUAUUGAGAAUUGAUUCCAAAUUCACUCAUUCAUGCACAUGCACUCAAACAUUUACUGAUGAACAACAGCAGAAUAGUCUGAGAUUAAUGACCAAAUCAUCCUCUCGACUCGAUCAACAACACUUUCCCAGUGAUCGUCUCCUCAACCUUGAUGAACAAAAUUUCUUCAAGUUCCAAUUUCAUCAACAACUCUAUUCCAUACCAAUGAAGGAUCACACAGCAAAAUCUCAAACAGACAACAAGAUGAUCACACACUUUUCUGAAAGUGAUGGAGUCGUGUAUAGUCUCUUGUUUUGUAAGAAUUGUUCGUUUGUGAGUGGAGUUAAAAUUAUUGCUACUGAUCAAGUCCAUCAGAAUGAAAUGAAUUCUGUCAUUCUGUUCUUACCAAUUCUGAGUUCUUAUGACAAUAUGAAGAAACGUUCACACCCAACCAUCCCCAGAACACAACCCUCACCACUACCAUCACCACCACAAACAACUCUUCACAAAGCACCGCCUGAUGUGGUGGUGGUAAGUUCUGACGAUGAAGAACAAGAAACCCAAGUUCUAUAA